This is a messenger RNA of Knipowitschia caucasica, 2466 nucleotides long. Lineage: Eukaryota; Metazoa; Chordata; Actinopteri; Gobiiformes; Gobiidae. The record is from the annotation of a GenBank genome assembly.
AUGGAGAUGAAAGCCGACAUCAACGCCAAACAGGAAGACAUGAUGUUCCAUAAGAUCUACAUCCAAAAGCACGACAACGUGAGCAUCCUGUUCGCAGACAUCGAGGGCUUCACCAGUCUGGCGUCUCAGUGCACGGCUCAGGAGCUCGUCAUGACGCUCAACGAACUCUUCGCUCGAUUCGACAAACUGGCAGCGGAGAACCACUGCCUCCGCAUCAAGAUCUUGGGCGACUGUUACUACUGUGUGUCUGGUUUACCUGAGGCCCGGGCUGACCACGCCCACUGCUGCGUGGAGAUGGGCGUCGACAUGAUCGAGGCCAUUUCGCUGGUGCGGGAGGUGACCGGGGUGAACGUGAACAUGCGGGUGGGCAUCCACAGCGGCCGGGUGCACUGCGGCGUCCUGGGGCUCAGGAAGUGGCAGUUCGACGUCUGGUCCAACGACGUGACGUUAGCCAAUCAGAUGGAGGCUGGAGGACAAGCUGGCCGUAUCCACAUCACCAAAGCCACUCUGAACUAUCUGAACGGAGACUACGACGUGGAGCCGGGGUCUGGAGGAGAGAGAAACGUUUAUCUGAAGAAACACAACAUCGACACCUACCUCAUCCUGGGCUGCAGUCAGAAGAGGAAAGAGGAGAAAGCCCUGAUCGCCAAAAUGAACCGACAGAGGACCAACUCUGUGACCCACAACAGCGGACACUGGACCGACCGGCCGUUUUACAACCACCUCGCCGGGAACCAGAUCUCCAAAGAAAUGAAGCGGAUGGGAUUCGAGGACCCGAAGGACAAACACUUCAUCUUCCGGAACACUCAGGAGAACCUAAACCCCGAGGACGAAGUGGACGAGUUUCUGGGCAGAGCCAUCGACGCCCGAAGCAUCGACCGGCUGCGAUCUGAGCACGUCAAGAAGUUCCUGCUGACCUUCAGAGAGCCCGACCUGGAGAAGAAGUAUUCCAAACAGGUGGACUCCAGGUUCGGGGCGUACGUGUCCUGUGUCUCUCUGGUCUUUCUCUUCAUCUGCUUCAUCCACAUCGUCAUCGUGCCGUACUCUGUUCUGAUGCUGAGCUUCUUCGUCUCGUGCCUCGUUAUCCUGACGGGCGUCAUGUUUGUGUCCACCAUCUACUGCUGCUACGGGCUGUUUCCGGCUCCUCUCCAGACUGUGUCCAAGAGGAUCGUCCAGUCCCGCCUCAAGAGCACUUUAGUGGGAGUUUUCACCAUCGUCCUGGUUUUCCUCUCGGCUUUUAUCAACAUCUUCACGUGCAGCUCUCACGACCUCCGCAGCUGUUUGGUGUCGGAGUUGAACGUGUCCUGGGACAGUGUGGGCCCCUGUCACCCGCACCUCCUCAACCUGAGCCUGGCCUCCAACCACAGCCUCUGUUCCCAGCCAGGGGCCCCCGUCUGCAGCUUCCCAGAGUACUUCUCGCUGUGUGUGCUGCUGAGCCUGCUGGCCUGCUCGGUCUUCCUGCAGGUCUCCAGCAUCGGGAAGCUGAGUCUGAUGCUGGUGAUGGAGCUGCUGUACGUGCUGGUCCUGGAGCUGCCCGCUGUGGCUCUGUUCGACAACCAGGACCUGCUGGUCAUGGCCCACGCCCUCAACACAAACACCACCGGCUCAAGCUGUGGCGUGGACAUAAAGGUUCCUCUGAAGAUCAUGACUCCCAUCAUCAUCACCGUCUUCGUCCUGGCGCUGUAUCUCCACGCGCAGCAGGUGGAGUCCACGGCACGACUCGACUUUCUCUGGAAACUACAGGCCACGGAGGAGAAGGAGGAGAUGGAGGAGCUUCAGGCCUACAACCGCCGCCUCCUCCACAACAUUCUUCCCAAAGACGUAGCCGCUCACUUCCUGCAGAGAGAGAGACGGAACGACGAGCUGUAUUACCAGUCGUGCGAGUGCGUGGCCGUCAUGUUCGCCUCCAUCAGUAACUUCUCCGAGUUUUAUGUGGAGCUGGAGGCCAACAACGAGGGCGUGGAGUGUCUGCGGCUGCUCAACGAGAUCAUCGCAGACUUCGAUGAGAUCAUCAGUGAGGAGCAGUUCCGGCAGCUGGAGAAGAUCAAGACCAUCGGCUCCACGUACAUGGCGGCGUCUGGUCUGAACGACUCCACGUACGAUAAGGCUGGCCGCUCUCACAUCCGCGCUCUGGCCGACUACGCCAUGAGGCUCAUGGACCAGAUGAAGUACAUCAACGAGCACUCCUUCAACAACUUCAAGAUGAAAAUAGGGCUGAACAUCGGUCCGGUGGUUGCCGGGGUGAUCGGAGCCAGAAAACCUCAGUAUGACAUUUGGGGAAAUACUGUGAAUGUGGCGAGUCGCAUGGACAGCACCGGAGUCCCAGAGAGGAUACAGGUCACCACCGACCUCUAUCAGGUCCUCAGCUCGUACAACUACACUUUGGAAUACAGAGGGAUCGUCACCGUCAAAGGAAAAGGAGACAUGAUGACUUAUUUUCUCAUUGCGGGACCCCCGAACAGCUAA